Molecule: messenger RNA, 1065 nt
Organism: Patiria miniata (bat star)
Lineage: Eukaryota; Metazoa; Echinodermata; Asteroidea; Valvatida; Asterinidae
Product: type-1 angiotensin II receptor-associated protein-like
Exons: 6
Coding region: 208-762 (184 amino acids)
Biological process (GO): angiotensin-activated signaling pathway
Cellular component (GO): plasma membrane
Source: RefSeq, a predicted model, not a curated record
UCACCAGUUCGAUAAUUAAACACGCGUACAAGAAAGGACAGUUCGACCAGAAGAAGAGGGUACCGUACUUCCUAUCUUUUUACGUGGAUUUUAUUUAUGAUGAUCAUAUUCACCGAAGCUGUUUAAUUUUUUCGAUGCAUAAAUCGCUCUAGCACAAGCUCUACUUCGCUGACCGUACCGGGGGACGUGAGUAAGCAAGCUUCCAUCAUGAGCAAUCCAAAUCCGUUGUCGUUGAAUUUGCCGAUCGGUAUGGACAAGUGGGUUUUGAAGAUCGUCGUGGCAACACACUUUCUCCUGACAGUAUGGGCACAACUGUUGAACUUUCUUCCACCGGGCUACCUUUACAUGAACGUCAUUAUUAUUCUGACUGGCCUAUGGGCUAUAGCAAUGCCUGAGAGUAAAGACAGUAUGCAUAUGUUCUUCAUCUUCCACAUCAUGAGUAUCCUGACUGAUAUCAUUUUCCUUGGUGUGUUCUUUGGGCCAGCGCAGCUUGCACACUGCUAUCCAUCAGGAAUAACAGGCACUUGCAGUGACUUCAGAUUCAGUGCAGGUAUGGCCAUCAUAAAUCUGAUCAUCAAGCCACUCAGUGCAAUCUUCCUGUUCAUGGAACUCCGACGGAGGGGCGGAGUCUACACAAACUUCCCCGGCCACCCAGGAUCCAGCGGCUACGAGAACAUCGACCAGCCCAUUCCGACCAAUCAGCAGGUGGAAGCUGCCCAGCCCCACCAAUCAGCAAUGGACAAGCCCUACCUACCGCAGUGAGGACACGCCUCCUAGAGCAAUAGCCAUUCACACACAAAAAUACACAUCAAUAUAUUGCAGUACUCAUGAAUAUGUAGGUUCUUGUUGGCCAUGAAUAUUCAUCAUCAAUACUCCAGUUGUCAUGAGCGUUUGGUUAUGAAUAUUCAUAGUGCACUUGUCAUGGAAAGUACAGUAUGUUAGUGAUGAAUAUUCAUAAUGAGCAUUACGGUUCUUGUUUGGGUAGUUUGACAGUGAUGCAGAAGUUGUGGUUCUGAUUUUUGAAGGAUUUGCCUCAAAUCAGUUCUAUAAGGUCCUUGCAAAAAA